Messenger RNA from Pollicipes pollicipes, 3237 nucleotides. Its product is annotated as protein PRRC2C. Gene Ontology annotation, biological process: cell differentiation. The transcript has 6 exons. Lineage: Eukaryota; Metazoa; Arthropoda; Thecostraca; Pollicipedomorpha; Pollicipedidae. The record is from RefSeq and is a predicted model, not a curated record. Bases 556 to 3237 code for a protein of 893 amino acids.
GGCGAGGGCGGCCGGCGUGGCCUGGCCGUGUACAGGGACCGCGGCCGCGGCGGCCGCUACACCGGCAGGGGCGGCCGCGGAGGGGGUCGCGGUGCCUGGGAAGGUGACCGGUACGCCGGCCAGUCCCAGACCGGCUACGAGUAUGAGAAGAAGGAGAGGAGACAAAGACGUGAUGACCGGAACAGCGAGAAGACGGAGCGCUACGACAAAUAUGAGCGCUACGAGCGGCGCGACCGGCCCGACCGUCGUCAGGAGCGCGCCGAUAAGGAGGGCCGGCCCCGCCGCCAGGACGGUGGCGAGCCGGGCAAGGGCCGCGACCAGAAGGCGACGCGUGACGGUGAGCGGCGCGGGCCGCGUGGUGAGCCCGCUCGCGACGGCGGCGAGGCUGCUAAGAGCGCGUCUGCGCCCGCGACGUCGGCGACGGCCACGGCUGACACUAAGAGACCAACGGACGAGGCCAAGCCCGAAAACGACGACGCCGCUGCCACCAAACCGGAGAAGGACGAGGCCAGUGCGGCGGAGGAGCCACGGAGGCCUCCGGCCGGGGAGAACGGCAUGGCUGACCGGGAGAGGGUGGCGACGGCCGAGGAGGCGGCACCGCCUGCGCCCGCCACCAGCCGGGACAAGCGGCCGCCGCGGGAUGAGACGGAGGAGCGCGCGCCGGCCGGCCGCGGUGGGUAUGUGCCGCGCGGCGAGCCGUCCCGCCGUGGCCGCGGAGGCUAUGAAGGCGGUCGCGGUGGUUACGAGGGUGGCCGGUACCGAGAGGGCGGCCGUGGCCGGCGCGAGUACCGCUCGCAGCGCACGUACCCGCCCGCUGACGAGCAGAACGGCGACGGCAAGGCGGUCAAGUGGUCCAACCGUUACGACCAAGUGCCCCCGCGGUUCCAGCGGCAUCGCGACGAGCAGGAGGGCGGAGCGGGCCGCGGCCGCGGCGCCUACCGUGGCCGUGGUGCGCGCGGCGGCGGCGGACGCGUGGGCGGCGCUGCACCGUCCACAGCUUCCAACGAGCAGUCUGUGGCCGAGCCAGGCGCCGGCCGGCCGACUUAUGCCAAACAGACCUCGGAGCAGACGAACGAGGACGGUGAGUGGGAGACCGCUUCAGAGAGUAGCAACCCGGAUGGCCGACGCGCCAGCCGCACCGCCACUAACAAGGAGAACCGUGGCGGCGGUGGCAGCGGCGGCGGCCGCAAGACCUUCUCCGGGCAGCGGCCGGCCGAACAGCAGCGGCGGGAGCGGCGUGGCGGCGGGGAGACGGGCCGCCGCGGCGGCUCGAGCGCCCCGCUGGCCGCCGGCGACAAGCCGGGCAAGGUGGCCGACGUCGCCGGAACGACAGUGGGACGCGUGGACGAGAUCAAGCUGAGCGAUGCGGCCGGGGCGCAGCAAGCACUGAGCGACGUGUCCAGCAAGAAGGCGGCAGGGGCCGAGAAGGCCACAGAGAAGAACAAGAACGGCUUCGAGAACUACGAUCUGAACUCGGGCAGUGUGGUGAUCGUGGACGACCACCCUGAGGUUUCUGAGGACCAGUUCCAGGAGGCGGAGGGCUUCCAGGAAGUGCUCAGCAAAAAGACGGCCAAGGAGCGGCAGAAGGCCCUGCUGGAAGAGCAACUUAAGGCGCAGAAACGCGAAGAGCGUGCGGCGCGGCGUGCCGCAGAGCGAGAGGUGGGAGUAGCGCGCGGCAAGCAGUAUGAACGCUCCCGACAGAGCAAGCUGCCGCCGCGCCUGGCCAAGCAGCGCGAGAAUAGCCGGCUGCAGAAGCAGUCGGCCGAGCCGCUGCCAGCUGCCACCAGCCUGGUUAAUGCGCUGCCCGAGGCUGACGCCGACUCGUCGGUCGGCCUAUUCGGCAUCAAGGGGUCGAUCCCGGCGCCGGUGCCGGCCGUCAACGCCUGGGACAAGCCGAUCACGGCGACGCUGCGCGGCGGCCCGGGCUCGGCCCACCUCAGCAGUGUGGACCCGGCCGCGCCCAGCCAACUGUUCGACGCUGGCGACGUGUCGGCCGUGGCGGGCUUCGCUUCCGACCGCAAGUCCGGCCUCGACGCCGCCAGCUUCGACGGUGCCAGCGUGCCGACCAAGACAAUGAUCUUCGAGAACACUAACUUCAAGAACAGCGGUAGCGCGCCCAAGCUGGCUGCCACGCACCGCGCUGACGCCGGCAAGCAAAUGGAGGCGGAGAAGCGCUCCAAGCCUGGCCCCAUCGAGCUGCCGCUCAUGUUCAAAAACGAUGACACGCGCGAGAUGAAGCUGGAGUUCACCUUCGAUUCAGACUUACCACUGCUGGCCGAGAAGGCGAUGGUGACGCAGCCGGCGUCGCACGCCGCCGCCGCCAUGUCGCCCGGCACGGCUGACCUCAACAUGAAAAUAGCCUCGGUGAAGAAGGUGUGGGACACGCCGGCCGUGCCGGUGCUGGCCGACCACCACGCCGAGGACCUGGUGAGCAGUGGCGGCGGCGGUGGCGGCGCUGCCGCCGCCGUCGCCGCCAGCGCUGGCGCUGACCCUACCGCCGACAAGGAGGCGCCGGCCGUGGCCGACUGCCGGCGGCGCCGCUGGGCGGCAUCUCGGCCAUCCCGUCGCCUCCGGCCGGUGUGCUGUUCGGCUCGAGCCAGCCAGCUGCAGUCGCAGACGCCCGGCCUGUACCAGCCUUUCCAGCUGGAGACGGCGGCCCCGCUGAUGGGCCAGCGCCAGCCGUCGCAGUAUUCGCAGUUCGCGUAUGGCGUGGGCAACAACUCGUACAGCCAGCAGUCGCUGCUGAUGCAGACGCCGCCUCCUAACCACGGGCCGACGGCCAAGCCCAGCGCGCCCUACCACCAGCAGUCGCUGCAGUUUGUCCAGUAUGACCCGACGCUGCUGAGCCAGGGCCUGAGUCCACACAUGCUGGGCUCGCAGCUGCUGCCCCGCCAGCAGCCGGUCACGCCCACCAGCAGCUUCUACAGCGGCACGCAGACCUCGGCCUACUUCCAGGGCACUGGCUCCGUGCAGCAGCCGGCCGGCCAGGUGCAGUCGUUCGGCCUGCAGGGCGGCUUCAACAGCCUCGGCCAGUCGACACAGAACAUGAGCCUGGGCAUGCAGCAGCUGCGCGCCGCGGCUGGUCUGCAAAACACUGCCUGGAAGACGGAGAACGUCCGCAACCUGAUGACAAGUGGACUGAACAGCUCGCUGAUGGCUGGCUCGCGCGCGCAGGGCCCCGGUCUGCACCCGCUGUCGCCGAAGCCGGCCGGUCCACCGGGCGCUGUGGUUCAAUGA